CCCGCCACUCCCCGCCCCGUGAGGUUACGUAGCUUGGGGAGGACGGUCGGGCCGCUCGUGCGUCGGACCCGCCGCCAGCCUGCCCAGCCAACCAGUGUGCAUAGAGGCACAGAACAGAGACCUUCCUGCGCUGCUGUGAGGCGAGAACAGGAUACAGUGACACGUUAAAAGAUACUGAAGAUACUGAAGUGCAGACACGUGUCGGUAACGGUGAGAAGGUUCGCAAAGGUACAAGAUUACGAGCGAGAGAGGAACGUGCAGUGAAGUUACAAGGAAGAGCUGAGAAAACCCCAAAACGCGUCCGCUACCAGGAAACGUAAUCGUAUGAACUAGGGCUGUGUGUGUGUGUGUUAAUGCCAAUCCCUCGGGGUCUCCGGGGAGGUAAGGAGGAGGAGCGAACAGUGAAACAGAUGGAUGGCAGCGUGCGGUGGCGGCGGAGACCAUCGGGCGGCGGCAGCGAUGAACUCCUCAGAACAUUACGUCUAAAACCCUUGUGCUAAGCCUCGCUGAGUUGAUCUGAGUCGAGUCAACCCUCUCGCCUCACCUUCCCCUUCCCUUUCCCUCCCUCGCCAUGCCUCUCAACUCCGGAAAGUGGUCAAGGAAGAGGAAGAUUGACCAUGGGAGCGACUGGCUGUUUAUGCACCCAAGAGCACCAACACGGCAACCCACACGACCAGCGGCGGAGAGUGAGGGGGAGUGCAGCAGUGCCUUGGGGGGAGCCAGUGCAGCACCAGAGGCCUGUACGGGCGUCCUCCCACCCCAGCCUGAAGGAAGAUCUGAAGGAGGAGGAGAGGGAAGAGGAGGAGAAGCUUGCGGGGAAGUUACCAGUGAAGGAAGAGCUCUUGGGGAAACUGGACGUGGCGGAAGAGGUUUCAGUGGCAUUGGAAGCGAAGGAAGAGCUUUAGAUGAGAUUCUGAGUGACGAAAGAGCUUUUGAAGAGGCUCGAGGCGAUGGAAGAGGUUUCAGCAACAUUGGAAGCGGAGGAAGAGCUAUUGACGAGAUUCUGAGUGACGAAAGACCUUUUGGAGAUGCUGGAAGUGAAGGAAGAACUUUUGAAGGGGUUGGUAGUGGCGUAAGAGACUUUGGUGACGUUACAAGUGAUAAGUUUGGUGCUAGUGGUGGUGGUGGUGCGGGGGCCUCCAGUCUGUUACACCCACGACACUCCGCAUCACCCACGCUUCUUCCUGAUCCGACUCGCCUCCCUCACCACAGACUAGUCCAACUCUUCAAGUCGUUCCGCCUGCAGGGCCUCCAGCAGGACCACCGGCCCCUCAAGAUCGUGCGGGCCAGCCAGCAGUACAUGUACGACAACACAAACUCAGAAUACCUCGACUGUGUCAACUCCGUGUCCCAUGUGGGCCACUGCCAUCCCGCCGUGGUGCGGGCCACCUACCUCGCCAAUAACCUGGACGUGGUCACGCCUGGCUGGGAGUUCGACACGGGCGAGCUCACCUACCCGCGGCAGCUGCGCCAGAUGCUGCCCGACCACCUCGACACCUUCCUCUUCUGCGACUCAGGGUCCGAGGCGGUGGACCUGUCGCUCCAGCUGUCUCGGCUCCACACGAGCGGGACGGAGACGGUGGUGGUCGACAACGCCUUCCACGGCUGCAUCGAGUCUGUGCACCAGCUCUCCCCGAAGGUGUUCAAGGCCAACAACAUAACCAAGGCGGACUGGGUGCACAUCGUCCCCGUCCCGGACCUGUACCGCGGGGAGCACCGGCGAGAGGACCCGGCGGCGCUCGACAAGUACCUGGCGGCGGCGCGCGAGGUGGUGCUGGGGACGAGGCAGGGCGGCAGGAAGAUCGCCUGCUUCAUCAGCGAGCCCAUGCUGGUCAUCCCGGGCUGCGUCAUGCCGCCCCCCGCCUGGCUGCAGGAGAUAUACAAGCUGGUGCGGGAGUGUGGUGGUCUGUGCAUCGCUGACGAGGUACAGACUGGCUUGGGUCGCCUCGGGUCACACCUCUGGUCCUUCCAAGCCCAGGAGGUCACCCCGGACAUCGUCAUUAUUGGCAAGACAAUCGGUAACGGGUACCCAAUGGCAGUCGUGGCCACCUCCAAAGAGAUCGCUGCCGUGCUGGGAGAUCGAGUCAAGGAGUACCGGUGCUCGCAGGUGGUGGAUGCGGUUGGCUGUGUGGUGCUGGAGGUACUUCAGCAGGAGAACCUCAUGGCAUCAGCAGCCUCUGUGGGAAGCUUCCUGCUGGAGUUACUGGCCAAGCUGCAGGAGAAGCACGAGUACAUUGGUGACGUGCGAGGGAGUGGCCUGGUAGUGGGCAUUGACGUGGUGUGGACCAGAGAGAGUCGCAAGCCAUCGCAGGAGAUAGCGGAGCAGAUUGUCCACAAGAUGAGGGAGGAGUACGUCAUUCUGGCCAACGAAGGCAAUGAGCGGAACGUGCUGAUGCUGAUGCCGCCCAUGUGCUUCACGCAGGACAACGCCACCAGCCUGGUGCAGCGCCUCGACAAGGUGCUGUGCGAGCUGCCCAAACCACAGGUGCCAAAGGAGGAGACCGGCCUGCUCUCCUACAACAUGGUGACGGGUAUGUGUGAGGGCCGCCUGGGCAUCAUCCAGCCCCAGGAGGAGGGUGAGGAGGAGGAGGGCGAGGGGUUCCCCUGCCCAAGGAACACCAUGGGCCUGGAGGGCUCCCAGAAGAGCUACCAAGACCUGGACUGAUGCAGCAACGCCUCAACCCAACACUGCAGCCAUGGUUAGCCCUGUGUCCAAAAUUGUGGCCCUCCCUGUUACCAGCCGACAACUUUCAACCAUAGACAAGUGGCUGAGGAUUACCCACAUGCUGACCAGAUUAAGAAACUCUGACUUCAGGAACUUGAGUGUUAACAGGGGCAGCACUGGGCAAGAAUGAAGAACUAUUGCAGCACCAUUGAAGGGCUCAGGCCAACCACCAGCAACCUUCAGGAAAGCCUACCAGUGCUGUGGACAAACUAUCGAAAAAAGAGAAAAGUUAAGACUGUUACAUCACCAUCAAGGCUUAUGUCUGGGCCUGUUCAUGCCAUUCCUCCAAGUGACUGAUAAAGGAGAGAGGUAUUAAUGUGCGUGAGUGAAAACCUUUGAAAACAGACACACACUUGAGGCGUUCACACUGCCAUACAAUACAAUGACCCUUGACCUCUGGGUGAUAGUUCGUUAUCAUUUAAAAACUUUCAUUUCUGGCAGAGUGAAAAACAAAAGGUCUGGACUGGUCUGUGUACGUCACUCAUCCCUCACUCAUCCCAUACAUCAUUCCGUCCUCUCAGUAACUGUAAGGCAUCUCAUCCAGCUCAUGUAUCUUUCUAUAAACCACCUAUUUAUCAAAGACCCGCCCCUCUGCCCUCUGUCCCUGCCGCUCCAACACAGUGACGAAUGACAAGGCUGAGUGUCCAAGUGUCUGUGAUCCUUGAUGUGUUCCCCUUGCGUCCAUACCUGUGUCCUUAGUUUGUAUGAUUUUAAGCUCAAUCAAUUAGUCAGUCAAUGGGGGCAUAUAUUGGGGGGCUCAUCACCUCACCCACCCAACAACACCAAGCCUUUUUUUUUACAGCUAAAUAAACAGCUCAAGGGCAACCAAAAAAAAGGUGUAAAAGAAAAAAAAAAGCCUGCUAAUCGCUGUUCCUGGUUCUGGGAGUCUGAAUUUGUGAGGCAAGGUGAUGUUUAACCCAGUAGCUGCGGGGAUCAUGUUUCUUAAAGGCCCCUCCAAGCGAGAAAAAUGAGAAAAAAAUCAUCACUCAUGCAAACCAUUUCAUAAUAUAUAUCAACGCAUUUGUGAUCAGUUUAUGCAUCAUCUAUUUUUGGGGGUUUUAUAUCAUGGGAAAAAUCUGGCCUGUCGCUGGUACACGGUAAAGCCACAAAUUUGACCCGUCGCUGAUACCGGGUUAAAGGAAGAAGGAAAAUUUAAAGAGAUGUGUUGCAAUUACUGUCAUAGCCAAAGGCAGGUAUAAUCUUCCCUUGAGUACACUUUUAUUUGGACCCAGCAGCCUGAACUAAGCCACCAAUGCUGUGGGCCAAGGUCCUGAAGAGAAGAUAUGUUGUACUGGUAUCUGAGCUGUGUUAGGGCCGCCCAGUGUAACAUCUAGUUGGAAAAUCUUCAAGGAUCACGUAAAAUCUCAAUGUUUGCAGAGAUUGAUGCUGUUUGGAAUGUAGGCAGCAAGCAUACUCAUUUGUCCCACUGGUCUUAGGUGGUCUUGCUUAGGCCUAUGGGUGGGUGUGGGGGAUCUUGAAGUAAAGGGAUGGGAGCCUGUUUUGUGAGGUUCUUUCUGUGAUAUCAUUCUUAUGUUCCAUUGUAUUUGUGCUAGCUAUGGGGGAGGGGGAGAACAGUUAACCAAAUGUGAGUAAUAUGAUAUUUUUUAUUUAAUUUGACCCAGUAGCUGCGGGGAUCAUGUUUCUUAAAGGCCCCUCUAAGCGAGACUAAUGAGACAAAAUCAUCACUCACGCAAACCGUUUCAUAAUAUAUAUCAACGCAUUUGUGAGUCAGUUUAUGCAUCAUUUGUUUUGGGGGGUCGCUGGUACAUGAUAAAGCCACAAAUUUGGCCUGUCGCUGGUACCAGGUUAAGGAGGUUAGUGAGAAAGGUGGUGGAAAGGGUGAUCGUAAUGUGUGUUUCUCGACCAUUUCCAAGGUGUUAAUUUUUCCCUGACACAUAUAUGGACACAGCGGGGAACAUGUCAUGGAUCACGGACACAUGGAUGCCUGGCCCAACACACUCACUCACCCGAGCAAAAUUCCGGAGUAUUAGUGAAUCAUUGUCAUUACUUUGCUUCUUAAUACUUCAGUCAGUCUCGAUGUCCCCCCAUACAACUCUGACAUCCAGCAUUUUUAUCAUUACUUUCUUUAACAUGCCGACAACUCUUCCGGCGAUCCUCUCAACCCUCACUGCCAUCAGCAACCACCACCUCAAUUCCACGUCAUCCACAUCAAACAUUUGUCAGGUCCACUUCCAAGGUAUUAAUGCUUUAUGGUGUGCUUUAAAAAGUUUUUGAUAUUCUGAAAACAAUAAAUCCGUGAAGUAUA
Eriocheir sinensis (Chinese mitten crab) is the source of this 4991-nucleotide messenger RNA. RefSeq names its product 5-phosphohydroxy-L-lysine phospho-lyase-like. Lineage: Eukaryota; Metazoa; Arthropoda; Malacostraca; Decapoda; Varunidae. Gene Ontology annotation, molecular function: pyridoxal phosphate binding; transaminase activity. Gene Ontology annotation, cellular component: mitochondrion. The coding region runs from base 572 to 2665 and encodes 697 amino acids. The transcript has 13 exons. The record is from RefSeq and is a predicted model, not a curated record.